Molecule: messenger RNA, 2835 nt
Organism: Triplophysa rosa
Lineage: Eukaryota; Metazoa; Chordata; Actinopteri; Cypriniformes; Nemacheilidae
Gene: arpp21
Product: cAMP-regulated phosphoprotein, 21
Exons: 20
Coding region: 218-2320 (700 amino acids)
Cellular component (GO): cytoplasm
Molecular function (GO): nucleic acid binding
Source: RefSeq, a predicted model, not a curated record
CGUGGCGUGAGUCUGUACGCGCUCUGCUGUCAGAAACAGAAGAUGCUUGACACGCUUUACCGCCUAUUUUAAACCUUUCUAUUUCUGCUUUUUUAUUCCGCUGUCGUGUUACCCACAGAUAUUUUUGUACUCCAGAAUAUUUCCAGCCAUCUGUUCUGGUAGCAGAGAAGAAGGCUUGAAAAGCGGAGGAAAAACAUCUUGGUAAUUGGCUUGAUGGAUGGUCAUGGGGCAUAUGGUGGAUUGUUAUGAUUAUUAUGCGACCACUGAAUCUCCAAAUUUCAAGAUGUCUGAGGUGGAAUCCAUAAAUUUCCCAGAAUGCACUAUAAAGGAGGAAAUUCCACCACCAAGUUGUACCAUGGAAACAGAGAACUGUCAUAACAACAGCCAGCAAAAUAUAGAUGGUAACCAUGGACAGCUCCAAAAGAAUCUGAAGGCCAAAGGGAAGCUGGUUCGGAGUACAGCAGUAUGCGACGAGCCUGUACCCAAUGAGGAGAACAGCAGGGAGAAAGAGAGCAAAACAACUAUAUCUAGUAACCAUGGUGACAGUCCUGAGUAUGAACAAGAGGGAGAGGAAAAGAGCAAAGAGGGCAUCACUUCCAAGAAACCAAGUUUAUCUAAAGAGCCUAGUGUGGAGUAUACAGACUCCACAGGUAUUGAUCUGGAGGAAUUUUUAAUCACUACUUUGAAGAGCAGUCCCCGGGACAGACUGAUGCUCUUAAAACUGGAACAAGACAUGAUAGACUUCAUGACAGACAACAGUUCCUACAAGAAGUUCCCUCAGAUGUCCUCGUAUCACAGGAUGCUGGUUCACAGGGUUGCGGCUUAUUUUGGUCUGGAACACAAUGUGGAUCACAGUGGAAAAUCGGUUAUCAUCAACAAAACCAGCAAUUCCAGGAUACCAGAACAUCGAUUUGGUGAACACGUUCAGGAGGAUAAGACAGAGGAAAGAAGAUCAAUACUAAAAAGAGACAGCAGUCAGGAAAAAGAAGACAGUCAGUUGAGAGUUCCAUCACUUAAAGAACAGAUGAGGAGCAGGUCAAUAGAGGAGAGAGAGGAAGAGUAUCAGAGAGUUAGAGAUCGCAUAUUCUCCCAUGACUCUACUUGCCUUUCACAGAGUGUCUAUAUUGAGACCAGAGGCCUAGAGGAUAACAUCAAUCUUAAUGACACCCAGAAAAGGAGACAACUCUUUAGGGGUAACAGGGAUGGUUCCGGUCGGCUGUCUGGCAGCAGGCAGAGCAGUUUUGAGCUGGACUCUCAUUGGAAUGACCCUCGACCUUGGAGCAGCACAGAUUCUGACAGCCCGACAUGGACAUCUAAAUCUACAUAUACAGGCUCAGACAGCAGCUCCAAACUGUGCAAACCAGUAUCUGAGUCAGCGUUGUGCUACGCUGCACCCAACAGCAGCCCUGCUUAUGUCAUCGUGCCUGCUGAGUCAUCGAUACCUCCUGGGAGUGUUUUAUUAAACCCACACACAGGGCAGCCCUUCCUGAAUCCUGAUGGAACUCCAGCUGUUUACAACCCACCUGUAAGUCAGAAGCCAAUCAGUGGCCAAGUGCAGUCCCAAGCCCCACCCCCUCUACCCCAGCAGCAGCCAAUAGCAAGCCAUGGUGUCACACAGGUUCAGUACUCUUCUAUGACGUACCUUCCACCCCAGCAGUUAAAUGUUUCUACCGCUCAGCAACAUCCAAUAGAACAGACUAGGGAAGACAUCGUCUCUAAGUUUGGUCACAUGACCUUGAGUCGCCAGUCUUCGGGAGAUGUUCCAGAAAUGACCUCCUACUACAUGCAAGGGGCUCCGCCCACACACAGCUAUCCUCCGCCUCACCACGGUUACGCUCCAUCUCAUCAUUCAGACAGUUACAUGAGCCCUGCUAUGGCACUGGCAACACCCACAGUCCCGCCACCUCAGACCCCCAGUCAGCAGAGCAAUCAGGUUUCAGUAUACAGUUACCCUAUUCAAUGUCCCAGUGUGUCUCAACAAUACGGUGCAGCCAGUUACAGCGCACAAACAGGAUAUUCGCCUAUGACUAUAUCUAACCAACAAGGCUGCCCCGGCACAAUAGGAAGUCAGAUUAUGGGACCUUACCCAUCUGUAUCCUCAUAUCAGGUACCGCAACAGCAGCAGUCUUAUCCAUCUACAAUGCUGGUGUCAGGGCACGGUGGACAGACACAGUGUUUGGUGCCCCCUGCUGGAGUUCAAAUAUACUGCAACUCUUUGGCCCCCUCUCCACCUCCAUCACUCAAUAUGUUGGGGGUCUCCUACCAGACAAGUAGCUGCAAAAAUGGCUGUAACAUGAAUCAGAACCAGUGCUGGUACUGAAAGAAGCUAUGUAUUCACCUGAUCACAGGUUGACAGUAAAAACCAAACAAACUCUUUUUACAGUAUUUACAGUAGCAACAAAAUAAUGUCCCACAGUCUGUAGCAACUGAGUCUGAUCUCAUCUUUCAGAUUCUGCCGUUUUUGUUGGAGUUGUUUGUCACAAGUUUGAUCAGAAUUUUACAUAUGUGCUAUGAUAGCAGUUAUUAAUUUAUACGAUUUACACCAUCACUUGUGUUUUUGCUCGACACGUAAGAUACAGUAUAUAUAGAUAUUUUAUGAUACUAAAUGUAUCUUGUUUAUAAAAGUCUAUAGGCUAUUACUUGACUGAAAUUAACUUCACACAAAAUUAUAUUAAAAUAACCCUUCACAAAAUGUUAUUAUAACGUUUGACAGGAAUUUACAGCAGUGUUGUUUCUUAAAUAUACAGUAUAUGAUCCUACCAGUUUGAUGGACUUGCUUGUUGUUUCCACACAUGUACAGUGAGGGAAAUAAGUAUUUGAUCCCCUGCUGAUUUU